Messenger RNA from Salvia splendens (bonfire salvia), 1567 nucleotides. RefSeq names its product glutamate dehydrogenase B. Gene Ontology annotation, biological process: L-glutamate catabolic process. The record is from RefSeq and is a predicted model, not a curated record. Gene Ontology annotation, cellular component: mitochondrion. Gene Ontology annotation, molecular function: L-glutamate dehydrogenase (NAD+) activity. The transcript is spliced from 3 exons. NCBI's taxonomy places the organism in Eukaryota, Viridiplantae, Streptophyta, Magnoliopsida, Lamiales, Lamiaceae. The coding region runs from base 158 to 1393 and encodes 411 amino acids.
AGUACAAUCAUUGUUUUCACCAAGCAAUCCUUCUACUAUAUAUAUUGGCCUCCCAAGUGUUUGGAUUGCCCACAACUCACAUUAAUAUCGCCUCAUUCUCAUCUCCCUUUCAGUUUCCUUUACUCAAACACACUAAUUUCGAUUAAGAACGAGAAUCAUGAACGCAUUAGCUGCAACCAACAGAAACUUCAAGCUAGCGGCUCGGCUGCUUGGGCUCGACUCCAAGCUGGAACAGAGUCUACUCAUCCCUUUCAGAGAAAUCAAGGUGGAAUGCACGAUCCCAAAAGACGACGGCAGUUUAGCCUCAUUCGUUGGAUUCCGGGUGCAGCACGACAACGCCCGGGGCCCAAUGAAAGGCGGCAUCCGCUAUCACCCCGAGGUGGAGCCGGACGAGGUCAACGCCCUCGCCCAGCUCAUGACGUGGAAGACCGCCGUGGCCAACAUCCCCUACGGCGGCGCCAAGGGCGGCAUCGGCUGCAACCCCUCCGACCUCUCCAUCUCAGAGCUCGAGCGCCUCACCCGCGUCUUCACUCAGAAGAUCCACGACCUGAUCGGCGUCCACACCGACGUCCCAGCCCCGGACAUGGGCACCGGCCCCCAGACCAUGGCCUGGAUACUCGACGAGUACUCCAAGUUCCACGGCUACUCCCCCGCGGUCGUCACUGGAAAGCCCAUCGACCUCGGGGGAUCCCUGGGGAGGGACGCCGCCACAGGGCGCGGCGUCCUCUUCGCCACAGAAGCCCUGCUCAACGACCACGGCCAGAGCAUCGCUGGCCAGAAGGUCGUGGUGCAGGGCUUCGGGAACGUGGGGUCGUGGGCCGCUCAGCUCAUAAGCCAGAGAGGCGGGAUUGUCGUUGGCGUGAGCGACAUCACCGGAGCGAUAAAAAACAGCAAGGGGCUCGACGUGGCCAGUUUGGUCAAACACGUGGCGGGGAAUCGGGGUGUGAAGGGAUUCAGCGGCGGCGAUGAGAUACAUCCGGAUUCGAUCUUGACAGAGGACUGCGACAUUCUGAUCCCGGCGGCGCUGGGGGGAGUGAUAAACAAGGAGAAUGCGAGGGAGAUAAAAGCCAAGUUUAUAAUAGAGGCGGCGAAUCACCCGACGGACCCGGAGGCGGACGAGAUACUGGCGAAGAAGGGAGUGAUAGUGCUGCCGGAUAUAUACUCGAACUCGGGGGGAGUGACAGUGAGUUACUUCGAGUGGGUGCAGAACAUACAGGGAUUCAUGUGGGAUGAGGAGAAAGUGAAGGCGGAGUUGAAAACGUACAUGAACAGGGGAUUUAAGGAUGUGAAGGAGAUGUGCAAGACUCAUAACUGCGACCUUAGAAUGGGAGCAUUCAGCUUGGGAGUCAACCGAGUUGCAAGAGCCACGCUCCUCAGAGGAUGGGAAGCCUGAUCCCCAUUUCCAUUACUACUAUAACUCAAAUAAACCUUACUACUCUUUUCUUUUUUUCUGUUUUUAAUUCAUUGCCAUCUGUCUUUGGAUUUCUAGUUACUCCUAUGUAAGGUUUGUUUUCAUUCUAUUAUUGGAGGUUUAAAAUUACUCCACUAUACAAUCAUGCUUUUAGAA